AAAGCGGCGUCUUUCAAGGCACAGCAUGGUGCUGUGUUUCCUCCCCACUGCAGAGGAUCCAGUCCCAGAUUUUACACUCGUCAUCCUUCUCAAUCCGGCUGAGGUCAGACCUAAUGAAAUCCCCUUUAUACCCUCGUCACUAUCCAGUCAGCCCGACCUUUCCCGAAAAACCCAUCCCCUUUCUUGUACUUUCGCACUAAACAACCCCCCCCCUUCCCAUUGACACAAAUUCUGCAAUUCCCAAUUUCAACCUAGAAAUGGAGCACCCAUUUUUCCCGACGACCACCACGCGCGCGGAGGCCCUGCGGUGGCUUACAAUCUCGGAGAAGCUUCUGUCGGCGCGUGACCUGAUGGGGAGCAAGUCGUUCGCCGCCCGCGCGCGCGACUCCGACCCCACGCUCACCCCCGCCGAUCAAAUCCUCGCCGUCGUCGACACCCUCCUCGCCGGAGACCGCCGGAUCGGAAACAACCAGGAGGACUGGUACGCGAUCCUCCGCCUCACGCCGCAGCAGGGCCGCGAAUUGGAGCUCGUGGCCUCCCAGUACCGCAGCCUCGCCAUCGUCCUAAACCCUCAGCAGAAUAAAUUCCCCUUCUCCGACCAGGCCUUCCGCCUCGUGGUCGAUGCGUGGAGCGUGCUCUCCAAUCCUACGAGGAGAUCCCUCUACGACCAAGAAAUAUCCUUCUACUUGCACCCUCAACCAGACCCGUAUAGCAAUCCCCUUCCGCCAUUGAACCAAAAUUUCAUUUUCAACGGGGGCAGCAGCUCGACCGGCCUCGUGCCUCCGCAGCAAAGCAGCGCCCUUCCCUUUUCACAAGUUCAGGUACAUGCAAGCACUCACGUCGACCCGGUUACCGUCGGGUCGACCAUGCAUUUUAAUUCGGGUAGUCAUCUAGGUGCCAAAAUAAGUAAGGAGACGCCGUGUGCAGCAAAUGCUGCUGCUUCUCCACCUGCACAAAAUAACUCUAGCGUUGAUGAGAGAAAUAGUCGCAACUUGAAUGUGGGAGAGGCCGAGCGAGAUGAAGAGGAGGAGGAAAUGGAGGCAGAAGGAAAUGAUGACGGAUCGACUCUCUGGACUGCAUGCCCUUAUUGCUAUUAUAUGUAUGAGUAUCCUAAUCUGUAUGCUGACUGUACACUGCGGUGCCAGAAUUGUAAGAAAGCGUUUCAGGCGGUGGUAAUUCCGUCGCCACCGCCGGUGGUGGAUGGACAAGAUGUGUACUUUUGCUGCUGGGGCUUUAUACCAAUGGGGUUUUCUAUGGAGAAUUGGGAGAAAAACAAGGGUGCUGCCUCAUCUUGGACUCCCUUUUCACCUAUGUUCAAUACUAGAAUGCCUCCACGGAAGAGCCCGGCUCCUAGGAUAUAUUUUGAUGACGAUGAGGUUUUUGUUGAGGUUUCAGAGUCAAGUGAGUCUGAUGAUGAUAAUUGGAAUAAGGAUGCAGAGAAAAGGAACAAGAAAGCAAGGGUUGUUAAAGGAAAGGGGGCUAAUGGGACGCCCGGUAGAAGUGCUAGGAAAGCACGUGUGGAUAAGGGGAAGAAUGUCGACGAUUCAGUACCUCCAAACGGGGUGGAGACCCCUAAUAAAACAGCAGCCGAGUCGAGCAAAAAAGUGCCAGCUACUAAUGCUAGAAAACAACCUUCCAGAGUUGCUAAGAAUUUCGAGAAGUUGGAUUUGAAUGUGGAAUUCAGCAACGAAGCUGAGGAGGCAGCUCCUAGAGCGAAGCAAGGGAAUGGGUCAAGCUGCGGGGAGGAUGAUAACAUUGAAGGGAUUGGAUUUUUUGAGGGCCUUGAUGAAUUCCUUAGCAGUCUCCCCAUUCUUAAUGUCGUAGGUGAUGAUAAGGCUGUCAAGGCUGUGUAAUAAAUUGUUGGUGAUUAGGUGCAAGUUUGAAGCCUUCCAGUUGAAAUCCGGGUUAGAUAGCAACGUUACAAAUUUGGGGGUGCUGGACUGCUCAGGUGGAAGGAGGGGGUGGUACCUCGGGGGGUGUGCGACCUAGGAUGGGGUCUGGAGCGGUGGGAUGAGAUCCCCUACUGUGUACAAAAAUACCGCAUUUGGUGCUGUGCAUGAAACGCACGUAAUUCUAAGUGAAACGCAGCCCAUGUUUCUUUGUGAUAAAAUAUUAAACAAAUAGGAGUAUAAAUCAUCUAAAGAAAUGAACUAAUUAUAUGGAGUGCGUAUA
Molecule: messenger RNA, 2172 nt
Organism: Salvia splendens (bonfire salvia)
Lineage: Eukaryota; Viridiplantae; Streptophyta; Magnoliopsida; Lamiales; Lamiaceae
Exons: 2
Coding region: 258-1853 (531 amino acids)
Source: RefSeq, a predicted model, not a curated record